GCUUGCACCCACGCCUGCACCCACGUGAGCAAAGAGGGAUAGGGUUUCUCUCCCUGUCGAUUCACACCCGCAUUCGCGCCGCUCUUCCCACCCCUCUCCUCUCUCUUGCGAACGGAUCUCGUCGCCCCGUCGCCUUGUGGGCACGUCGCCGACGCGCAUCCUCUUCGCGCAGAGGAGUGAUGGCUGAGAUGGCGGCUGAUGGUGGGCAUAGCGGUGGGAAUCACCCAUUGCGCUGGACAUCUCCAAUGUCUGGGUUCAUGUUACGUCGCUCUGUUGAGCUCAUUGCUAGUGGAGUGAAGACGGAAAAGGGCUUUAAGGAGGUGCACCUAAACCAGGUGGCUAAGAAUUGUAGUGAGCACUUUGGUCUUUCCAUAACCGGGACCCAAGUGUACAACCACCUGCGCAAGUGGCGUGCUAGGUGGGUGAAGAUAAGUAAGCUCCGAGACAUUAGUGGGUCACUUUGGGAUGAUAACAACUAUAUCAUAUUGCUGGAGGAAGAGCACUACAUGGGCCAUAUCAAGGACCAUCCCAAAGAUGUUGAGUACCUCAAUGUGCUUUUAGAGAAUUAUGUUCAGAUGCUUGCUAUCUUUGGAAGUGGUAUUGCUACAGGAAGGUAUGCAAUGACAUCUAAUGAGGCUCUUGGGGUUCCUUCAAUGGUGGGAACCUCCUCAUCAUUUGUAAACCUUGAAGCUUGUGGUUCUGAAUUUGUUGUUGAUGGGAAUGAACCUGGCUUGAGUGCUACUGCUGCUGCUCAUGAGGAAACUGCUGCUGCUCCUCAUGGGAAGGAACCAUGUAAGGAUGCGUCUAGCUCCACUGGCAAAAGGAAGAGGGCUAGCUUGAUGAGUGAAGAAGAAGUCUUGGUCAUGAGCAACAUGUCCGAAGCAGUCCGUGAAGUUGCUAUUGUUAUCAAGUCCACCGGAGAGGCACAUCCUGAACUUUAUGAUGCUGUCAUGGAGCUCCCUGGUUUUACCGAGGAUGAUCUGUUAAUUGUCUUGGACUAUCUCAGUGAGAAUGCCAACAGGGCUAGGAGCCACUCAUUCGUGCAGAUGUCGGAGACUCGUCGCACUCGUUGGGUCAUGCACUACCUCUCCAAGGUCAACGGUGGAGUGCCCGUGCCCAAGGAAGGACUGCCCAAGGAUGGAAUGCCUGUCACCAACGAUGAAGUGCCCAGGGGUGGAGUGUGAGCAAAUAUGUUCCAAUUCAACGAAGCUGGCCAUAUUUUAUUGUACUUGGUCAGAAAAACUAUCCCCAUAUAUAUGUGAUGUAAAGACAAUAUAGAUUUGUGGCUAUCUAAUAUGUGAACUCUGGACUGUAAUAUGAACCACAUGGAUUUGUGGCUAUCUAAUAUGUGAACUCUAGUACGUCUUGAUUUAUGUGCUGGACCGGAAAAGAAGGAUUCUUUAGUUAUUUUGUACCAUAAA
Messenger RNA from Triticum aestivum (bread wheat), 1421 nucleotides. RefSeq lists its product as uncharacterized. The transcript is spliced from 3 exons. The record is from RefSeq and is a predicted model, not a curated record. NCBI's taxonomy places the organism in Eukaryota, Viridiplantae, Streptophyta, Magnoliopsida, Poales, Poaceae. The coding region runs from base 180 to 1184 and encodes 334 amino acids.